CGCAAAUACGCUGCACGCGAUUUAAAUAGUCUCGGUGGCUGUUUGUGUGAGCAGCGCAGCUUGGGUUAGUGUAGUGUAGUGUAGUGUAGCGGCUCGGGAACAACUGAAUAUACUCGUCUCUCGGCUUUUUAUUUUUCUUACAAUUUACAUUACGAGAUUUAAAAAGAGGUAUACUGAGGAAAGAGUAACCGAAGAAAUAAGUGGCUGUGGAACGCGAUAGUUUCAGAAGCUGAACAUGGGUACCAGUGAGAGCAAGAUGGCCGUGGCAUCAACGCCCAAGCCAGAUCCGAUCCAUCGGCUCAAGACUCAACGCUUGGCCCAGCUUGCAGAUCCUCGAUCUCCAUCCUGCGGGAUCAACCGCACACCUAUACAGGUGAGUGGCGCAGCCUCUACAGUCCAAGAAGUUCAAGAGUCAGCUGGACCGGUAUAUGUCGAUCCACGGUCGCCUACAGUUGGCAUUGUUCGCACUCCACUAAAGGACAGUAUGAAAGUAACGGUCAGCUCACUGGCUCGUCGGCUGAGCACGUUCUUCCUUAAUGAUGUGGUGGUUGGUAACGCCACUCCACUCCCCCCUGUGUCCUUUACUAAACACCACAGCCUGUCUAGUGUAGAGGAGCAGAAUGAGCUGAACUCCAAAGAGCCCCUCCUCCCACCUCAUUCCCACGACUCUGUCAGUGGGCCCACCAACUGUCUGUCUACUCCGGCAGAUUUCAGCUCCUCCAUGGGUUACGGCUCCUUCUCCAGCAGUCCGUUUGUGGUGGUCGGUGAGGCUCAGGUGGAGGUCGGGGUGGACGCUGACACCACAAUUGAUGAGGCUGAGGAGGCUGUCCUUGUGGGCCAGUCUACCCUUAAGCGGGAGCUCAGUCUCAGCAUGCUCGGCUGCCGUGAGGGCGUUUACUCACCAGAGUUCUUCCCCUCAGCUGAGGAGCGUCCUUCCACUCCUCUUCCUCCUUUGGAGGAACCGCAAGAUGUGGAUCACUCCUAUGCACUUCCUCAUGUCACCUGUGAGCCCGUUCAGUCCGCUCCUGUUCCUGUCCAAGAAGCCAUCUUGCCACCAAUGACUGCUGACAUGCCACAGUCACCUGAGCAGGAGAGCGUCGCCGAAGAAAAGGCUAUGCUGCCAGAGCCAGCUCUGAAACACUCUGAGAAGUCAAAGCUCGCCAAUUCCGAACCAGCCAAGAGCGAAGUCCUUCUGCCUGCUAUAACGUUCCCCAGGUUUGACACCCGCAGCCCAAGCCAGGCUGUAUUUAAGCCCCAGUGGCUGGGUGUGGGAUUUGGAGCGACGGGUGUCCGUGCUAGAGGAGUUCAGAGCCGUGGGAAAGGAACCUCCUCCCCUCUGUCCACCCGCAGACCAGCUACUGACGAAAAUGAGAAUAAGGUUGUGCUCAACAAACAGAAGCAGAGAGGCAAAACUCUUAUUGGUGAAGGCAGAUCCCCUCUGCAGAUCCUCAAGGAAACCAAUUCACCCAGAAACAACAGUGCACAGAUGAAGCUGAAGGUUUCUACACCAGAGAAGCAGAGGUUUAGCCAAAUGGACAGAAGAGCUCUCGUUCUUUCUCUCAACAAAGAGAACCAGUGAAGGACAGAAACUAAGUGGACAGAAUAAUGGACUGGAUUAUAUUUCCAAGCAAACACUCUGUCCAUAGAGCCCAGUUUAUCUCUCAGAAAGCAGCUGUACAGUGAUGGUGAACUUUGUGUGUGUGUGUGUGCCAUGUCUGGAUGUAAUUUUACAUUCCUUUUUCUGCCAUCUUGUCAAUGUCUUUUUUUUUUUCUUUUUUUUUCCCAAAAAGUUGUAAAUAAAAUCUUUUAUUUUAAA
Molecule: messenger RNA, 1816 nt
Organism: Pangasianodon hypophthalmus (striped catfish)
Lineage: Eukaryota; Metazoa; Chordata; Actinopteri; Siluriformes; Pangasiidae
Gene: cdca3
Product: cell division cycle associated 3
Exons: 7
Coding region: 236-1579 (447 amino acids)
Source: RefSeq, a predicted model, not a curated record